AGGAGUUUUAAAGCUUUUGCUUUUUUGGAUUGUGUGAAUGCUUCAUUCGCCUCACAAACAACCACAGAACCACAAGUGCGGUGCAAACUUUCUCCAGGAGGACAGCAAGAAGUCUCUGGUUUUUAAAUGGUUAAUCUCCGCAGGUCACUACCAGCCACCGAGACCAACAGAGUCAUUUAAGGCUGCAAGCAGUAUUUACAACAGAGGGUACAAGUUCUAUCUGAAAAAAAAAGGAGGGACUAUGGCAUCAAACAGCCUCUUCAGCACAGUGACACCAUGUCAGCAAAACUUCUUUUGGGAUCCGAGCACCAGCCGGCGCUUCAGCCCCCCCUCCAGCAGCCUGCAGCCCGGCAAAAUGAGCGACGUGAGCCCGGUGGUGGCUGCACAACAGCAGCAGCAACAGCAGCAGCAGCAGCAACAGCAGCAGCAGCAGCAGCAACAGCAGCAGCAGCAGGAGGCGGCGGCGGCGGCGGCUGCGGCGGCGGCGGCGGCGGCGGCGGCAGCUGCAGUGCCCCGGUUGCGGCCGCCCCACGACAACCGCACCAUGGUGGAGAUCAUCGCCGACCACCCGGCCGAACUCGUCCGCACGGACAGCCCCAACUUCCUGUGCUCGGUGCUGCCCUCGCACUGGCGCUGCAACAAGACCCUGCCCGUGGCCUUCAAGGUGGUAGCCCUCGGAGAGGUACCAGAUGGGACUGUGGUUACUGUCAUGGCGGGUAACGAUGAAAAUUAUUCUGCUGAGCUCCGGAAUGCCUCUGCUGUUAUGAAAAACCAAGUAGCAAGGUUCAACGAUCUGAGAUUUGUGGGCCGGAGUGGACGAGGCAAGAGUUUCACCUUGACUAUAACCGUCUUCACAAAUCCUCCCCAAGUAGCUACCUAUCACAGAGCAAUUAAAGUUACAGUGGAUGGACCUCGGGAACCCAGAAGGCACAGACAGAAGCUUGAUGACUCUAAACCUAGUUUGUUCUCUGACCGCCUCAGUGAUUUAGGGCGCAUUCCUCAUCCCAGUAUGAGAGUAGGUGUCCCGCCUCAGAACCCACGGCCCUCCCUGAACUCUGCACCAAGUCCUUUUAAUCCACAAGGACAGAGUCAGAUUACAGACCCCAGGCAGGCACAGUCUUCCCCGCCGUGGUCCUAUGACCAGUCUUACCCCUCCUACCUGAGCCAGAUGACGUCCCCGUCCAUCCACUCUACCACCCCACUGUCUUCCACACGGGGCACUGGGCUUCCUGCCAUCACCGAUGUGCCUAGGCGCAUUUCAGCUCGAAGCCGUUACUCACUCCGCUGAGUUGCAUCACUGACAAGCUGAAGCUCCACCAGCAGGCUUGCGGGUUUUGAUUAGUUCAGACUCCUUUAUUUCUUUCAACUUGGGAGGAGGGAAGGCUUUGUUUCUCAAGCAAAUAGCAGGAAAGGGCUCUCUGGUCCUAGUGCCUCACAUUUUCUGCAGCAGAUGGACUCCCAUGGGGGUGAGUAGGGAAAGAAGAGGGGUGGAGGGAGAAUUGCAAGGUUUUUUGGAAAACCAUGUUACCACUUUUCAUUAUGACUCCUGUUAUCAUUUUUACGAAUCACAUAGUAUGUAUUGGGGAAUUGUAUAGAGUAUAGAAUUUUAGUUAUCAUUUCCCUUGCCUGGGAUCACCGUCGCCUUUAGGCAAACAUUAAUUAAAGAUACGGGAAAGGAUGAGUAAGGCACAGUGGGGAUAACGAAGGCUGAUGCGGGGUUAAAAGCUAAUGAUGAUGGUGUUCAGUUAGUUCUGGUUAUUCCUCCUGCAUUUCAUACUGAGAGUCUGUUUUGUUUUACAUAGGGCCAAAAGGACACUUUGGCAGAAUAGACUUAUGCAAACUUGCUUCUGUUUGGGGUCCCCUGGGGCUUCCAUCUGCCCAACCCACUGUGGCUGAAGCAGAUUUUGCUGUUUUUUCUCUAGCAGUACCUACAGGAAAAAAACCGCAGGGAGUGAUGGUAGCAUUAGAGACACUUAUCUACAGCAGUUUCCUACUAAGGUAUAUUCCUGUGAGUUCACCAGGAAAGCCAUUGAAAAUAACAUUGGAAAAACGCUGCAUAAACGAGUAGUCAUCAUUGUUUAUCAUGUACAUGUGUAAUGGAAAACAGCCAGAUUAUUUCAAGUUACUUUACUGAGGGUUACUUAAAACAUUUCCACAAAACAGUACCUUUCCCAUUUCACAGAGAAGGAGGCAGGAGCAAAAACUGGUUAAUUUUCCAGCCAUAUAUCUAUCUUAGGCCAAAGGUAGGAGUGAGCCUCUGGUUUAAACUGGUUUAUACUGAGUUUAGUCCAGUUUUUUCCUCCAACCCUUAACAUUUCUGGAGUUGUUACUGGUAAAGUAACAUGGUGCCAGGGUGGGAGGUUCUGUAUAAACAGUAAAGAGAACAGAAAAUCCCUCUUGUCAGCAUGUAGGUAGGGAAACAGGAAGAAACAACUAGACGUGGACUGUCAGGGAACUGGAGGAGCCGUGACUCACCUGACCUUGCCCUGGGCUGCGGGGCUGUGCCUGCACACCCAAGCACUGCCUGGUGGACUCAGGGACCAUGUCAUCGGAGUGUGCACCAUUUCUAAUUCCCUGGGGACUAGUUCUGGGAGCCUUCUUGGGGGAGCCUGUCUCAUAGGUUCCCAGGUACCAAGUUAGACAAUUUAUAUCUUAUGAUUCCUCUCGACAUCUAAAGCCAAUGUCUAAGUCCAUGACCUAGAGGGUCCUACACGUGAGACUUAAGCAUGAGGGGUUUGUUAAUUUGGGUUUUUUUUUUUGUCUGUGUGCUUUAGUAAAUAAAGUCCUUUGGAUUGAGUCCAUUCCUGUGCCUUUAGUCUUCGUAAUGCUCUGUGCCAAAUAAUGCUGUUUCCGCAUAACACGGACAGCUAAAAAUAUUAACCCCUAUCCCUGUUUACAGGCAGUCCUGUGGUCUGUUUUUGAGAUGCUUUCCAGAACAGUUUAUGUUUUUGUGUGCAUCGAUCAAUUUUCAUCUCCAUAUCUAAAGGGAUACACAAAAUAUUCUCAUAUGAUUUUGGGUGAGAAAGAAUGAAAUUCUUCACUUCACAGUAGGAUUGGAUGUUCGGACCCAGGUUUUUAUGCCAGCUCAUACAGAUAUCAGGCAACUUCUUACUUCUCUGAAACUUAGUUUUAUUAUUUGUAAAAUAGGCAUACAAUACUCAUCUUCAGGGUUGGUGUGAGGAUUAAGUGAGAUACUUUAUAUAAAGUGUUUAGAACUGGUCUGGCACAUGAUAUGUGCCAAAUAGAUUGUAGCUGAUAUUAUGAAGCUAAAAUUGUUUUGUAAAAAUUGUAUAUCCAUAUGUAAUUGGCAGGUAGGUCUUGUUAAGUGAGUCAAAUUAGAUUAGAUAAAAAUCUAAACUUUUAAAGGGGACUUUUCCUUCACAAAAUAGAUCACCACAGGGCAUAUUUAAAACAAAGCCCUUUGAUUAUCUAAAUAAGUUAAUACCCACAUGACAUUCACAAAGCACUUAAUGCAGUACCUAGCACAUAGAACUCCUCAAAUGUUUCCCAUAUUAUUAUUAUUCUGUAGAUUUAAAAUAAAUAUUUACAGAGAAGAAAGCAAUUGGGAGCCAUUCACAAAAAAGUCAAUAAGGCAUUAAGAGAAAAUAACGGUUCAAUUAUGUCAGACAAUAGAAAGUGCUGAGUUACACUUAAAUUAACUAGGCAUGCUAAUGCUGUGUUCCAAGGGAUCAUAGGAAUAAAAACAACCAGAAAGAUCCACCAGAAAGAACUGUUCCUAAAGAAAUUCCAUUUUCUCCUAAAAGACCAUUCCAAAGAAAGACCAUGAUUUAAUCUACCUAAAGACCUUCAGAGAAUCCAAUAUUUCACCUUUCUUUAUUAGUAUGCUUUCUUCUGAGUAAUUUUCAAGCAUGGCUACAAUUCUAGAAGUUAAUAAAUGACAAUAAUCACAGUGAUAUUAUAUUAGAUAGUCCUGUAGUUUUCCUCAGACCAUUUUUGGAAGCAAGGUAUAAACAAAAUAAGAUAAAAUGAUGAAGGUAUGUUACCUACAAUCCUUAGUUUACUGCAGAGAAAGAUAUAAUACUAGAUGUCUUCAAGUUCAGAGGUACAAUACAAUGAUUCAGGAAAUAUUUCCUUAACAUUGGGUAGCCUUAAAUAUUGUAAUGGAACAACAAGAGCACAUAUAAGUUUGUAAUUGAGAAGUUAUUGCCGUGUAAUUGACUAACAGGUGUACGUUAUGGUAAUGAGUUUGAAUCAUAUUCAGUUGAAUUAUAAAAGUCAGCACUAGUCUCAGAAACCAGUCUAGUGAUGUUACAGUGCAGAAGACACCUUCUUUCCUACCAUACUUACUUUGAUAAGUAUGGCCUCAUCAUAUAAUAGUCUGUAUUUAAGUAGCACUCCUAUCCCCCGGUGAUUUUAUACAUUAUCUUACUUCAUCCUACAUGUUUCUAAAAGAUUAUUCACUACACAGAGGUGGCCAAAGUUAUUUCUCAUUGAUUCUAGUCAAGGGCAAGGUGUGACAAGGCAGGGACCAGCAAGCCUUAUAUGACCCGAACCACUGCAUGUCUUUAUAAUUGCAAUCGUAUCAUCCAUGGCAGUUUUGAUCUUCAAAGCACUUGUGAGGCUUGACACAAAGAUUAUAAUUACAUUUCUGGAAGUCAUUACAAAAUACUAUGUAAAUAAAUAAUUGCUGACUUUCAAAAUGUAUUUUAUACAAUUAUCCUACUAUGGAAAGAAGCACAACUCUUUAUUGAGGCUGAUUGUUUGACUUGUGGGUCAGGGUAUGAGUCUCCUAGAGAGCUUACACAGGUUUUUUUUUUCACUGCAAAUAACUCCUCCACUAUCCCACUCAUUUGAGUGAAGUAGCUUAAAUUAACCUAAGUCUGUACCGCUCUUUGGCAUAAUGAGGUAGAAGGGAUUUAUACCUUUCUGGUGCUUUCUGGAGGUUUCUUAGAGACUUAGGCUAUGUUAGUUAAAGAUGCACAGGUAAGACGCAUCUUAUUCAUAGAUGUUGGCUUCCUCAGUUACUCUGAAAGAGGUCACUAUAGAUUUUUUUUUUUUUAAGAGACAGGGUCUUGCUCUAUUGCCCAGGAUGGGAUGCAGAGGCGUCAUCAUAGCUCACUGCAGCCUUGAAUUCCUGAGCUUAAACAAUUUCCCCCAUCUCAGCCUCCUGAGUAGCUGGGACUAAAGGCCUGUACCACUUUGCCAGGCCAAUAUUUUUCGUAGGGACAGGAUCUCACUAUGUUGCCCAGGCUGGUCUCGAACUCCUGGUCUCAAGUGAUCCUCUUGCCUUGGCCUCCCAAAGUGCUGGGAUUACAGACAUGAGCCACCUCUCCCUGCUUGCCACUAUAGAUUGUAUGAAAGAUUUUUCUCUGCAUUUACGGGGUUUUUGUUUGUUGUUGUUGUUAACAUAGGACAGAGUUAAUCUUUCUGUAAGGUUAUUUUUUUCUUCUGCUUAGGAAAAUAGUCUUGAAUCUCUUAUUUCAAAAUAUGUAAAUAUUAACACUUUUCACUUACUCAACUGUACAGGACUAUUGAAGAUGUCUCCAGUUUUAUGACUUUCAGUGGCUGAACUAUAAUAUUCCAAGGUCAGGAGAAUAAGCAUUAGUUUGACAAUAAAAUUAUUAAAAAUUAUUUUAUCACUACUACAAAAUCAGAAAUUGCCAGUGGAAAAACCCCAUUUGAUUACUCAAGGUCUGUCAGGAGGAUUCAAACCCAGUAGAGUUUGAUGUAGUUCAUUUUAAAAUGUCCCUUAUAACCAAGUUUCUAUCAAGUCCACCGAGUCAAGUUCUUGAAACCAGAAGCUUCGUAAUGUGCCAAUUAUAUAUGAACAUUUAUUUUAGCAGAGCAGCUCUUAACUCACAGGAGGGAGGAAUGCCUUAAGAAAGGUUAAAAGGAAAACUUCAGCAAUUAAUACUAAUAAACCAGAAAGUUAAAGCAACCAUAAUAAAACACUAGAGCCUCUACUUUUUACUACAGAACCAUUCCUUUAUUAAGAGCCACCUGUUUGGUAGACAUACUCUGCCACAGCGGCCACAGGCAAAUAAUUAAGUUUAAUAGGAGUGACUCUUAUUUUGAAGAAGUUCUCCGUUUAAAGCCACAGAGUGGGGAAGUUAUUAAAUUUUAUGGACCCUAAACAAAGGCAAGCCCUGUGUCAACAAUUGAAUGUUCCGUAUUCUUCAUUAUAUCGCCACUGAUUGGAUGGAUUACUUUUGCAUUCCAUAAGUUGAAAUUCAUCUUGCUUUCCCUAAAAAUAGCCUAUCUUUUGACAUAGCAGAUGGUGUUCUAAUCUUACCUGGAUCUCCAUUUACUCUAAUUUUUGAUUUACUGCUGCUGAGGCCCAAAGAAGUGGUUUUCAUUCCUACUAGAUCAGUUGGAGAUGAUAGUUGGUCCAGCUCACAAAGUUGACUAAGCUUGGUUGUAUGACUAAUUACUGUUAUUUGUAGCUACACUGAGAUACUAAAGCUCAGAAUGAAACCUGUGUACAUGGUUUGACUCUGAUUUUAUACAUGAUUUUUCUCAGUUGUUUUUGUGGGGAUUUAUUUCUGACACAUGUACAACCACCCACACAUAGGGAAAAGAUUUAGUAAUGAAAGGAAUCAUGCUUUUGCAGGGAUGGCAAACACAUGGUUAUAUAUUUUAUUGAGAGAUUUGCUGAAAUCUCCUUUCCAUCAAAGAAAACUUGAGUGUAUGAACCUCAUUUCACCCAAGUAUUAAUUUUCUAACGAUAGAUACAAUGGCUUCUGCAGUGCACUGGGGUCUGAGAAGGGGGCGGGGGGGGGGGGCAGUUUAACUUAGGACACCUGAGUUUUCAUUUCAUUGUCACUAAAGAGUCUUUGUAUCAUUCUCAGAUACAGUUAAUUUAUUGUGCCUCAGUGGUCCUAUGUUAAUGAAUUACUAGAAAUCGCUGAAUCACAUAUCUCAGAGGCUCUGCAAAGAGUAAGAUGCUAUCUGUUUAGGGAUUUGAUGUUCUUAGACUUUUAGUGAAGUUUGCCUUACCAGAUAAAUGCUAGUGGAAAAAGGAGGUCGCAUAAUUAUCUUCUAAAGAGUAGAAAUGCAUGUGACAUUAUUACUUUUAUGUAUAUGUCUUAAAAUUAAUACUUUAUUCUUUUGAGCAAUUUUAAGUUUACAGAAAAAUGGAGCAGAAUGUAUAGUUUCUUAUAUUCUCCUCCCACCAUCUCCCACUUUCUCCUGUUAUUUACAUCUUGCAUUUGUGUGAUGUUUGAUGUAAUUGAUCAACCAAUAUUGAUACGUUGUUAUGAAAUAACCUCCAUAGUUUACACAAGGCUCACUCUUUGUGUUGUGCAGUUCUAUGGGUUUUAUCAUAAUGCCAUGUAUCCACCAUUACAGAAUCAUAAAGAGUAGUUUCAUUACCCUAAAAAUCCCCCGUACACCACCUGUUCAUCUCUCUUUCCCUUCUCUUUUCCUCAGCCGCUGGCAACCACAGAUUCUUUUUUUUAACCUGUCUCUAUAGUUUUGCCUUUUUUAGUGUCAUACAGUUGGAAUCAUACAAUAAGUAAGUAGCUUUUGCAGACUGGCUUCUUUCACGUGGUAAUAUGCAUUUAAGUUCCUCCAUGUCUUCUCAUGGCUUAGUAAUGCAUUUCAUUCUACCCCUGAAUUGCAUUCCAUUGGAAGAAUGCUAUUUUAUAUAUAUGUGUGUGUGUGUGUGUGUGUGUGUGUGUGUAUUUGAGAUGGAGUUUGCUCCUGUUGCCCCCGCUGGAGUGCAAUGGCAUGAUCUCGGCUCAUGGCAACCUCCGCCUCCCGGAUUCAAGCAAUUCUCUUGCCUCACCCUCCCGAUUACAGGCUGGGAUUACAGGCACCCACCACCAUGUCCGGCUAAUUUUUUGUAUUUUUAGUAGUGAUGGGGUUUCACCAUGUUGGCCAGAGUGGUCUCGAACUCCUGACCUCAGGUGAUCCACCUGCCUUGGCCUCCCAAAGUGCUGGGAUUACAGGUGUGAGCCACCGAACCCGACCGGAUGCUAUUAUAUUUUUAAAAUCAUCAAGGAUGCUGUACCUGAACCUGAGGAUACUAUCCUAUCUUCCAUUUUCCUUUUGUUGCUGACUUUGUCAGUGAUCGUUCUUAUUAGAAAGCAUUUCACACAUUUCUUCCUGGAGAAGCAUGUUUUCUAUCAUAGCAAUUGUCACCAAAUGGUUUUCCAUAUCUUGGGUGCAUUUUAAAAUUAAAUCUUUUUUUCCUAAUCUUGCCCAUAGAUAAAUUCCUGAACAUCUACUUUUUGGUGUCAUGCAUACCAAUUCAAAUACGGAACAUACCUAGUUAAAAUAACAAUCCAGUUAUGUGACUGCUUAGUUGCCUCCCAAAAUAUUUGACUCUCCUAGGUAAAGGGGGCCUUUUCUCUUAAAAAUCAUUGAACAAUGAGAACUCGUGGACACAGGAAGGGGAACAUCACACUCCGGGGACUGUUGUGGGGUUGGGGAAGGGGGGAGGGAUAGCAUUAGGAGAUGUACCUAAUGCUAAAUGACGAGUUAAUGGGAGCAGGAAAUCAACAUGGCACAUGGAUACAUAUGUAACAAACCUGCGCAUUGUGCACAUGUACCCUAAAACCUAAAGUAUAAUAAUAAAAAUAAAAAAUAAAAUAAAAUAAAAAAAAGUAAAAAAAAAAAAAUGCCUGGCAUUCCUUAAGUGUGCUGUGCUAUUUUCCACUUCCAUGUCAGCCCAUUUCUUUGCACUGGUGGGCGGGGCCCUGUUGUUGUGUCUUGGGCAUCCCUUUCCCAAACACCACUUUCUUCAAAGUGAAUCGCUGUCUCAUCUACACCCAUUUGUAUGUCAUUUCUGUACUUUGGACACACCUCUAAUAUGUACAUAUCUUUCUUUUUUUUUUUUUUUGAGACAGAGUCUCACUCUGUUGCCCAGGCUGGAGUGCAGUGGUGUGAUCUCUGCUCACUACAGCCUCUGCCUCCCGGGUUCAAAAGAUUCUCUUGCCUUAGCCUCCCGAGUAGCUGGGAUUGCAGGCAUGAGCCACCACACCCAGCUAAUUUUUGUAGUGUUAGUAGAAACGGAUUUCUUUAUGUUGGCCAGACUGAUCUCGAACUCCUGACCUCAGUUGAUCCACCCGCCUCAGCCUCCCAAAGUGCUGGGAUUACAGGUGUGAGCCCUCAUGCCCAGCCCAUAUCGUCCUUUAGCAUAAAAAUUUAAUUGCAUGCCGUUCUCCUUUUAUAAGCUUCUUAAGGACAGUGGCUAUGUUUUGCAUAUUCUUGAAUCCUUAUAACCUAGCACAGUUUUUGGCCCAUGGUAGGUGCUUAGGAAUGUUUAAUGAAACAAGUAUUAGUGGGAAAGAAGAUAAAAAAAAAAAAAGAGGAAGAUAGAUAUGUAGGAGAAAAAAAGGAAGAAAAAAGAUUUUGUUCACCUGGAACAACAAAGAAAGGGCAAAACAAGAGAAACUUUCAUUGCUGAUAAGGACAGGAAAUAGCGCAGUAAGAGUGUGCAUAAGCAGUAUAUAUUUUUAUCUCCAAGUCUUUAUGCAAUGUGUUUCAUAUUUAGAACACAUAUCAAGACUGUAUCUGUUUCCAGAACUUGCUGCUAACAGUUAGUAACAAUGCCAAAACAUAUUUUAGGUCCAGCUUGAAACCAAAUGAUCAAAUAGAAUUUUUGAUUUCUGCUUUAGAGUCUGACAUUAAUUAUAGCCAUCAUGUAAUAAAGUGUCAAAGCUCUUUUCUGAGAAAAUGAUAGAAAUUAUGUUAACUAAUCUGUAAACUGAAGCACAGCUAUUCCUCUAGAACAAAGCAAAAGAUAGGGUUUUGACAGCUAUCAUUUCUCAUAGUCUUAUCUUUUUCAGGCUGAAUUUUUCCUGUAUGCCCCACCUCUGGCUGUUUUUUUUAACGCUUUCUGUAUAGUAUGGUUGCAGGUCAUCCUACUUAUCUGGUCAGUGGUCUUUGACACAGUUCAUUAGUGUCCAUCUUAAUGCCUCGUACCCAGAACCAAACUAUUCCUCUCUUCUCGGCCUCUGGUAGUGCAGGCUUAAGUGGCCUUUGUUCUUUUGGUGACCAUAUUAACACUGUUUUCUCCUAUUUGCCACCUCUGUCAAUCUGCAUUUCUCCAAUUAUUUAC
Molecule: messenger RNA, 10024 nt
Organism: Symphalangus syndactylus (siamang)
Lineage: Eukaryota; Metazoa; Chordata; Mammalia; Primates; Hylobatidae
Gene: RUNX2
Product: RUNX family transcription factor 2
Biological process (GO): regulation of transcription by RNA polymerase II; chondrocyte differentiation; ossification
Cellular component (GO): nucleus
Molecular function (GO): DNA-binding transcription factor activity, RNA polymerase II-specific; RNA polymerase II cis-regulatory region sequence-specific DNA binding; ATP binding
Source: RefSeq, a predicted model, not a curated record